AUGUAUUAUUCAAAAAGGUGAGUGCACUAUUUGUCCUUGACCAGUUUUGUGUUCGUUUCAAAAAAUUUUAUUUAUCGAUUUCGAAAUCGAAUUGAUUUACAUUUCUGUCCUUUUUUCAUAUUUUGCAAAUAUUUUUGAUUUUAAAAUUACAAAUAUUUUCCAGUGAAAUGUCGGAACGUCGAAUUGAUGUAAAUCGCAGUGAUUAUUCAGUCAUUGACAAUGAAUUUGGAAAUAUGAGAGACCGAUUUGAACAAGAAAUGAGAAGAGUUGAGGAUGAAAUGAGAAGAUUGAGAUCUGAAUUUGAAGGUUGGUUGAAUUUUCAAAAUAUACAUACUAUUGGGCAACAGAAAAAAAGAGAACAAUGGAUAAUUAUAGGUGUACUUUUUCAUGACACUUUGAAUUGUUUUCAAAAAUCCAUAGAUUUGUGGAUUGUUCUUCUAGUUUUGUCACAUUUUUCAUGAUUUCGUGAGGUUGAGAAAAAUCUGUAAUAAGCAAAUCAUGAUUCAAAUAUACUUUAAUUUCAAAUUCCAAAAAAAAGUUGAAAAAUAAAGUACUGAAUUGUUUUGAUAAAUUUUUUCUCAAAAAAGUUCAUAUGAAUAAUGUUUUGAACUGAAAACUUCUAACUAUUAUCAGUUUUGAACUUUGUUAGAAAUCAGAUCAGUAUUUUUCAUGGAUAUAUCAAAUGUUUUUCUCAAAAACUUAAAUGACAGUAUUUCGAAAAAAUACCCAUAGGAAUAUUCAAAACACAUUCUGAAGAAAAAUUUCAGACUUUGUUUUGAAGAAAAAAUGAAAAUCCCCUCAAAUAUCAUUUUUCACGUGGGAAUUUCUCUUUUUUCUCUCAAAGAUUUCCUUUAAUUGUUUUUUGAUGACACAUAGAAAUUCAAUUAAAAAACCAUUUGAAACAAUCGUGAUUUUUCUCUAAAUCCUCUUUGUUUUAUAUUAUCUAUAAUUGACGAAAAAAAUCAUUUUACACAUACGUACAUUGUAAAAAUUAUAUUAUUUUGCAUAUCAAAUCUUUUAUUUUUAUCAUAAGUUCUAAAUAAUUAUUAGGAAUAUUUCCAUAUUUUCUGAAAAAAAAACAUUCAUACCGGAAAUAACAACCGCCCACAACAUUUCUUUAUUUUUCUUAUGUUAGAAAAAUUAUGUUUCAAGCAAAGCGAAAAGCAAUCAUGUCGCCUUUUUUUGAAAAAAAAAACUCUGAUUUUUUGUUGCGUUCCCAGGAGAGUCCUUGAAAACUUCUCAUAUCUGUUUUCACUGCCGUUUUACCCUCCGAAAAAUUGCAAAGAUAUUUACGACCUCAUCAAGAAAUUCGGCCGCUGAAAAGGUCUUUCUUUCACUAUCUCGGAACACCAUCAGUUUUUCAUUUCUGGAUAGGAUUAUAAAAUGUCUUCAUUUCCCAUUUGUAAUUAUUUCAAAACAUUUUUCAAAAAUUCCAAAACCAUUUUGUUUAUUUAUUUAUUUAUUUAUUCCAAAAAACCGCCAAAAAAACGAAAAAAUGUUUACUAUUUUUUCACACUUUUUUUCCCAUCCACACUCAUUUUUCAUCAUUAGCGUGAUGAAAAAAAUUUUCAUAAAGAAAACGAACAACAUUUUUUUGUGAUGUGAUGCACAAAAAAGACAUGACUAGGCCCUUUUUCUCGUUCUUCCCUUCUUUUUCUUUUCUUUUUUUUUGGUCAACAACACAACACAAAAAAUAAAAAGCAGCUACCUUUUCAACAACUUUUUUGUUGUGAAAACAUUUUCCCAAGAAAAAUGAAACGUUGAAUAUUAUUUUUGUGAUGAAAAAAUCUUUCAACAAAUUUUUUGUUGCAGGCUAUCGACCAAACGGAGGACCAGCUCCAGCAGCAAUUUCGAACGCUCCAUUCAAUAAUAGCAGCUAUUCGACAACUUCGUCGCACAACGAAACUUCAAAUCGAGGAAACUUUGGAAUUCCACCACCUUCUUUCCACGGUUAGUUUUAAGAUUUUUGAGGGAAGGAGGAAAGGGGUCUAACUUCGAGAAAAAAUGUUUCGUCCUACUUAUUUUCUGAUUUUGGUGAUAAAUAAAACAUAUCAUUAGAAAAAACAACAUUGAAUGAUAAUGAAAAACUCACUUUAUUUGUACUCUGAACUUGAAUUAUUGGCUACAUUAACAUACUUUUAUUUGUAGGUUCUCAAAUCUAAGAAUUUCAUGAAUUUAUUAUCAUCAAAAUGUUUCAGUAAUUAUUGAACAUCUGAAAACUCAAAAAAAAACAUCCAACUAUAUUUUCAGAAUUUCAGUAAGUACUAACUUCAGGCUACAUUAUAUAUUUUUUUGAUAACGUUAUUUGAGAGAUUUCGAAUUACAUACUUUUGAUUAAAUUUUGAAUAGUGUUUUCCUGAUAAAAAUCAGUACUCUAAAAAUUUGUAUCAACUAAUGAUUCUGAAAAAGUUGUUAGAUUUUUCUGUCUCACUUUGAGUUUUAUCCUAAAUUCUGAAAAAAAAGAACACAACCUUUAAACCACAUGUCAACAAAAAACAUGCACUUUUUAAUUAACUUGAAAAAGCUGUCCCCAAACGAAGAACAAAAUUAGGUGCUAAUGUUUUCAAGCAACAAAUUGUCCAUUUUCAGAAAAACUGUCUCCAGAUUCCAGAAAAAACUUUCUAAAAAUAUAAUCGAAUCAAAAAUUGCAAAAAAAUUGACCUUGAGUUUCCAAACCAAGAUAACCUCUCAACAAGUGUUUUCUAUUUUCAUUUUGAAAAUCUAGAACUUUCCUUUUUAUCUUUUCAAAAGGAAAAAAAUAGAAAACAACAUAAAGAAGAGCACUUUUCUAAUGCUGCUGUUCCUUUUUUAGAUGAGAAAAUUCCAUUUUUCUCCUUUUUUCAAACGCAAAAAACAUGUUUUUUCAUGGCUCAACAGCUUUUUUCUAACAAGGUUUUUUUUGUAUUCGAAUUUCUUUAUCCGAUUUUUUAUGAAUUACUAUACAAUACCACAUGAAUGUUAAUAAUGUUAUAUGAAUUCAAUUUGAUUGUGUUUUUGAAUGACUCGACGACAUUUACAAAUGUUUUGAAUUAUUACACCUUUUUAUGCAAGCAAAUGUACAUUUUGACAAAAAGAAGAAGAAUCCUAGCAACAUUAUUAUUAUUAUUUUUCAACAUUUUCUUUGUUUUCUUCAUCGUUGCCAAUAGUUAUUUUAUUUAUUGUUGCCAAGAUCUGAAUUUUUAGCCAUUUUUAGAAUGCUAUUUUCCUUUUCAUUUUUGUAUAAAAUUGGGAUUUCCUCAGGAAAUUAGUAUAGAUAUCUAUUAGAAAAAAUAUAUAAAUAUGAGAAAUAUAUUUGGAAAAACAUUAUUUUCAGGAGAUUUGAUGGCACAUCGACCAACUUACGAUCCAUAUUUGGACAAUCUUAAGAGUCCACUCAUCAAGGAUGAAUCCGAUGGAAAAACUUUGCGAUUGAGGUUGGUGUUUUUCGGGGUACUAGGGUUAUAAAGUUUCAAACAUUUCAAAACAACAACUUUUUUAAUUGAAGUCGAAACAAAAAUAAAUACUUUGUUAUUUUUUCAAUGGGAAAUUUAUAAAUUCUUCCUAAGAUUUUUCACCAGAGUUACCGCAACUCCACAAUACUAUAAAUUCCGAAUUACAUUUGAUGAAACCUUUUCAAAAAUUUUCAUACAUAUCCUUUUCGAAACUCCAAAUUGUUCCAGAUUUGAUGUCGCUCAUUACAAACCAGAAGAAGUCACUGUCAAAACCAUUGACAAUCGUCUUUUGGUUCACGCAAUUCACGAGGAGAAAACCCCACAAAGAACCGUCUACAGAGAGUACAAUCAGGUAAUUUUUGAUAUUUUUUUUUUUGAAAAAAUCCCUUCAAAAAAAUAAUUAAUUUUUUUCUGAAAAUUUUCUAUUUUAUGACGCAUUCAACAAAAAGAUAAUCCAAAAAGGAUUAGAGGUUUUUUCUCAAAUAUAAAAAAAAACUGUUUUUAGGAAUUCUUGUUGCCACGUGGCACAAACCCGGAACAAAUUUCAUCAACUUUAUCCACUGAUGGAGUUUUGACUGUUGAAGCUCCACUUCCACAACUCGCUAUUCAACACUAA
Caenorhabditis angaria is the source of this 4047-nucleotide messenger RNA. Lineage: Eukaryota; Metazoa; Nematoda; Chromadorea; Rhabditida; Rhabditidae. The record is from the annotation of a GenBank genome assembly.